Messenger RNA from Leucoraja erinaceus (little skate), 6095 nucleotides. RefSeq names its product pleckstrin homology domain-containing family A member 4-like. NCBI's taxonomy places the organism in Eukaryota, Metazoa, Chordata, Chondrichthyes, Rajiformes, Rajidae. The record is from RefSeq and is a predicted model, not a curated record. The transcript is spliced from 22 exons. Bases 118 to 3741 code for a protein of 1207 amino acids.
GGGGAGAGAGGGAGGCUCCCUGCAGCUGUCUGGAGCGGGCGGCACUGGUACAGCCCCUCGGACACCCAGAGGGAGUCUACAUCGGUGUCCUUGACCAGCGGACGGGUGACAGCAGCAAUGUCUGUGGCAUCGGACCGGCCCCGCAGUGGCCUCAGCCUCGGCUCCAGUGUCGGCACCAUCGCCUCCCUCGCUAACCCGCUGGGGUCAAAGCCCCUCCGACCACUGAGGAAGGUGCACAACUUCGGCAAGAGGGAGCAGGCGAUCAAACGGGACCCCAACUCUGCCACCGUGAUGCGGGGCUGGUUGCACAAACAGGACAGCUCUGGGCUGAAGCUGUGGAAACGAAGAUGGUUCGUCCUGUCUGACUUCUGUCUCUUCUACUACCGAGACAGUCGGGAAGAACGGAUCCUGGGGAGCAUUCCAAUGCCGAGUUACAACAUCUCAGCGAUCGACCCACAAGAUCGGAAGAACCGGAAAUUUGCUUUCAAGGCUGAGCACCCGGGAAUGAGGACGUACUGCUUCAGCGCUGACACUCAGGACGACAUGAAUGGAUGGAUCAGGGCCAUGGGCCAGUCGGCACGCGUGGAGACUGACUUCACCGGCUUCCACUCGACCAAGGUUUCAAAGCCCGUUCCCCAGGAGCGUCAAUAUUGCAGCUACAAAGAUCUCACCGAAUCGGCCCUCCAGCACAACAACGCCCAAAGUGCUGAGUCGCUGGAGAUCGCCAACCUCUCCAAGGCGGACCCCUGGGUCAAGCUGCAAGAGGAGGCGGGGACGGAAGCACGCCGGCACGGGUCCCUGCUUCCCACCGACAGCCACCGAGCGGAUACAUCAUUCACCAUCUCCCUGGAGCGGCUGACGCCACCGGCCCGCAACGGCGCUGUACCCCCUCCCACUCCCACCAGCGCCUUCCACAGCGCGGUGUUCAACUUCGAGGGCAGCCCCAAGCCUGAGCUCACGGCCAGGGACGUCCAGAGAACCACCUCGCUUUCGCAUGUCGAACAGUGGGUUCAGUCGCAGAAGGAGGAGCUGCCAGACGGAGAGGAGGACGAGCAGUACCUGGUGACCACGCAGUCCGGCCAUGUGUACGAGUGUCUGGUCGAUGGCUUCCCCAUCUCCUCGGUCAACUCUCGGCUCCACUCCGGCCGCUCCACGCCCACGGAGGGCGGCCGGCGACGGGAGGCGGUGGCGGGGCCGGGGGAGAGGCCUCGCCCCCCGGGCCUCGCCUCGUACCGCUGCAGCUCGCUGCCUCCCGCCGCCCCCGGCCCCCCGUCCGCGCCUCCCCGCUACCAGGUGCUGCGGCGCUCGCUCACCCCCGACGGCCGCUACCUGUCCACCCACCACCGGCCUUGCGUUACUCCCACCCCGCCGGCCUCCCGGCCCCCCACGGGCCUCCACCCCCGCGUAGAGGCGCCGCCGCCCGGCCUACUCCCCCCCUGCAGCCGAGGCCCGACUAGGCCUCACACCCCGGUGGGCCGCAUCGACGUCCUCCCCCCUCAGCAGCCGGCGGUGGCGGCGGGCAACGGUCACCUCCAGCCCGGCCUCCUCACGGCCAGAGUCCGAGGACAGGCCUCGAGGCCGCAGACUCCCGCCAGCCGGCUCGACGUACUGCCCACGGACGAUCACCACGGCCUCCCGCCCCUCCACACGCUGAGGAGCCGCCACAGGCCCGGGGAUCGGCCGCCUCUCGACGAGAGGGACUCGGUGUCGAUGGCCACCUUGUCCAGCAGAUGCUACAGGCCCUGCCCCAGGCUCCUGUACCCGCCUCACAGCCCCGUGGACAGGACCAGGGACCGCUCCCUCAGCAGACACAGGCCUCCAUCGUUUGCUGUCGGGUACCCACCGCAUGCUCCGUCGAUCAGCUCGCCCUGGGGAAGUGCUCUGAGACUGUCGGCAGCAGCGGGAAGCUGUUCCAGCUUCAUCCAGCUCCCCCCUCGACCUCCCACCUCGCCUCGGGCCGGCUUCGUUCCUGUGCUGCCCGCGGUCCGGAGACUCUCCCUCGCCCCCUCCGUCAAUGGAGGUGCUGUCGAGAUCUACCCGGAAUUUACAGCGGAACCCAUCAAAAUGGCUGAGAGUGAAGUUGAUGUGCUGUUGACCAGGUUGUGCGGGCAGGACAGAGUUCUCCAGGGACUUGUGGCCGAAGCAACUCCACUCAAGAUAGAGAAGGACAAGCUGGAGGGAGCUCUGGAAGUGACCCGUGGCCAGUUGGCGGAGUUUGGGGGGCAGCAGAGCAUCGGGAAGAGGUUACUGUGGCAGCAGCAGAUUCUGCAGGAGGAGCUGAUCCAGACCCGGGCCAGGCUCUGCGACCUCUCCAUGGAAAUGGAGCAGGCUUGGAGCGAGUACGAGUUCCUGGAGGAGGAGCUGGAGUGUCUCCGAGCCCCCCGAGAGCUGAUGAGCCGUUGUGGGGACCAACAGGAGCGAGCAGCAGCCCAGCGGGACCUCUGGAUGAUGCAGGACGUGAUGCUGGGCCUCCGCAACAACAAAAACAACUUCCACGUUGCAAUAGAGUCGACCAGGCACCCAGCCAUGGCAUUUGCCGUGUCUCCGAUCCUUGACCAUCAUUCCCUGCUGCCAGUGGACUCCCUGCAAAGUGUGUCGCCGCUGCCAUCUCCAGGCUCGAGGCAGCCAACGGCCCACUACGGGCCGCUCCUGGGAGUGGAGGAUGCCCCAUGUCGGCCACCCCUCCCCCAGGCGCCGUAUCACGACGAGCGUACCACCUCUGCCCGCGUGGAGACUGAACCGGCAUCGCCGGUAGCCCAGAGGGAACAGAAGCACCAGGAUCAGGGCGAUCUCCAGCCUCAACCCUCCGUGACAAACGGACAAUGCAAGGAGCAACUGGAGUUGACCGUCGGGGGUCCAGGGAGGAGACCGAGGAUGAGCGCGGAGGAGCAGAUGGAGAGGAUGAAACGACACCUCCAAGCCCGGAGCCAGGACAGGGACAGACCCAGGACAGCCAGGGCAGCCCAGAGGAGCGUUGUGGUGUCGCCAGUUGCGAGGGGACCAGUGACGGAGCAGAAGUCGGGGACUCCAGGAUCCCACCCAGGGAUCUUUCUGGGCAAAAGACAACAGACCAGCCAUUUAUCGUGGUCCCCGCUCACUACCAGCGCAGUGGCCUCACAAAACAGCCCUGGAAACAGCCCCACUGUCAGGGCACAGACCGCAGCAACGGAGACACCGGGAGCACCGCGCGUGGUCACGUCAAGCAAGCUGGUGACAAAGAUACUGCCACCUCCCGCAAGGGUGGAGAACCAGGCGAGAGAAAACAACCGCCUGGUCAGGAAAGAGUGUAAACCCAGUCAAGUCACAUUGACGUCUCGCUACAUUGAUGUGGACCCUGACCCACCCUUCAGCCCAGGGCAACUGCAAGAGAAGCAAAGAACACCAGAGGAGGUGAAGACUGUGAUCACCAAGCCCAGUCCCCGUGUCGAGGGCAGCUGGUCCCCCCCUGACCGAUCCACACACCCGGCAGAAGGAGAGAGGCAUCGGAUUGUUAGCCUGUCCUUCGCACUCGCCACUGAAGCCUGCCAACGCAGACAGAUCAUGGCAGCUAAAACCCUAGCCGAGCUGGAGAAGUGGGACGAGGUGAAAACCAGUGAGAGGGUGAAGGACAGAAGGCGGCCAGAUGAUGGCGACUCGGAGGUGAAGCUGGACAGAAACCUCCUUGCUUUAUCGGGACACAGAGUGGCAGCCAAUGCAAACUCAGGGUAUCGUCAAGAAUUGGACAAUUCAAAUUCAGGAUAGGCGUCCCCUGUCUCGGAGCCAAAUGACAACAGGGAAGGGAGCAACCAAUGUUCUGGAAGACAAAGAACCCCCACUGACCCCAAGACUAAUGUAUGAGUGGGGGCAGGAUCUCACCUUGGGAGAAGGUGACAACUCUGCUGCCAGUCUGAACCCCAGAGGCAGUGAAUCGGUGUUCAACAGGCAGGUUGUUAAAUAACCUCAGUCCCGUUGUGGUGGUGGUAGAUUGCUGUCUUGGUCUGGAGCAACUGGUUGGAGAGGUCGUGGCAAGCAAGACAGCGAUAGUAGCCAGACUGCCCAAGAAUGGGGCAGCCUGUGAGAUCUGUUGAGACCAACUCCCCUCACUCAGUCUCCUAGCGACUCAUUGAAUCUCCAAGACCAUGCUCCUCGUUGCUCACUUUGGUAUAUCCACCCCAUCUCAGUCAGAAGGUAACCUCUGCCAGUGAAGGACUCCUGCCUUGGGGGGGGGGGCUUGGCUGCAGAACAAAGACUGGAGGGAUUGAAGUGACCCAGCUUGUCCUUAGAAUCAAAGUGAGAUUUCACUGUUGCUUCUGAUCAGUUUCCCACCUCACACAUUGAUGAAGGAUCAGCCCAGAUUGCAGAGCGGGUCUGGUGAUCUGACCAUUGUUAGGUUGGUGGUAUCAGUCUCUGCAUCUGGGGAGGGUCUUUAACUGCUCAGUUGCUGGGUUAAAAUGUCAGACAUCCUAGAGAUUCGUUCCCCCACCCUCAACUCUCCCGUCCAGUAACUCCCUACAUAUGGGGCUCAUUGCCUUUAACUCCCCCGCCCCACACUAUGUAUCACUAACCCUUCACCUUGGACACUUCAGAGAUCAGCCUUGAUCCCACAUAGACAAAACUAUGCACAGUUCUGAACUAAUCAGCUCUCAGCUGUAAUAUUUUAAAAUCAAUGCAUUUCAAUUAACAUACAACUAAGUUCAUAAAGAGCGUGCAACACCAUGAGAGGAAUAGAUCGGGUAGACGCACACAAAGUAAGAGGGCAGAGGGCAUCGGUUUAAGGUGAAUGGGGAAAGAUUUAACAAGAAGCUGAGAGGUAACUUUGUCACACAAAGGGUGGUGGGUGUAUGGAGUGAGCUGCCGGAGGAGGUGGUCAAGGCUGGGACCAUCGCAAACUUGAAGAAGCACUUGGACAGGUACAUGGAUAGGAUAGGUUUAGAGGGAUAUGGGCCAAACCCAGGCGGGUGAGAAUAAUAUAGAUGGGACAUGUGGGUCGGUAUGGGCACGUUGGGCCGAAGGGCCUGUUUGUACACUGUAUGACUGGAAAACAGCAGCAUCUGUGGAAACCGUUCAUGUUUCAGCUUUUGUUCAUCGUUGUCAUGUGUAGUCUUUUGGCUGACUGGAUAGCAGGCAACAAGAAAGCUUUUCACUGUACCUGAGGUUGUAUGAUUACAGUCGAGCCAUCGACGGGGCAAAGUCCAGGUCAACGGCUUUGUGUUGGAACAGCGACAUGUUUGAGUGUUAAAAGCAAGUCCGGAAACCGGGAGAAAAGGAGGUGAAGAGAGUGUGAGAAGACACGUGUUGGAGAGAGGCCAGGUGGGAUAGAAUGAGAGAGGACGGAAGAAUGGUGCAAGGCAGGAGAGGGUGAAUAAUAAAGUGAGUGGAUGGGUCAGGGGCACGGUGGGGUGGAGUGGAAGAAUGGUGACCAGUAUCUGUAACAUGAGAAACUAAAGUAAUGUCACAGGUUGAGUCAGUAAUGUGCUCGCCGUCACCCAAACCCACCAAGUUACUACUUCUGGAAGUUUCUGUUAUGUUUGUACGGUCGGGGAAUUGGGAAUUGCAAUCGCAGAAAGCACAGCGGAAAUCUCCACUUCACAUUAGUUCCUGCCCAGAAUUGCCCCUGAGAAGAUGGGGUACCAGGCUUUUUAUUUUUUGAAUUUGUUUUAUUAGAAGCAGUUGUACAGGGGUCAGGAUAUCGACAUAACAGUGAUACAACUAUUGUAAAGCUUCAUUUUUAACAUUGAAACCUACAUUUAAAAAAAAAAAAAGAAAAAAAAAGAGAGGAAAAAGAAGAGGAUGAAUAAAGAGAAGUACAAUAAAAAAAAGCAAGAAAAAGACCCCUAAACUACUAAAGAAAUGCAAGAGGAAAGACUGUUCUGUAGUUGCAGAAAUUCAGUGAAAGGCAACCAUGUCUUGAGAAACUGAUCUGCUUUUUCAGCCAAGACAAGCCGACAUUUUCCAAAUGUAGUGUCCCAGACAAAUCAGUAAUCGGUACGAAGCUUUUGUUUAGCUGCUGGAGUUGUGUUGUGAAGGCAGCAUAGUGCUGUUGGCAGGGAGUGCUCAGAGCCUUUGGCCAUAAUGAUCAGGGAGCAACGUUAUAUUUUUUCAGGUCAGGAUGCAAG